AUGGCGCCCCUAGCUUUCACGGACCUGACGGAGCAGCAAGUGGUGGAAGUGCUGUCGUACACGGCGGUGCCGGACCCAACAGCAGGGCCCUCAGAUGUGCUGCGGACCAAGGCUGCCCGCAACCAUCUUGCGGCCUGUCUGGGCCUUCAAGGCCACGGCAACGACCAGAAGAAGGCGAUAGAGCUCGAUCUGUACUUCCAGGCGUUCCAGCAUGGCGCAGCGGAGAAUCUCACCCCCAAGCAGAUUUCUGCACUCGUCGCCAUGGUCCGCCAGACGCACCUCCGCGCGAUCGGCAAGCGCUUGACGGUGGAGAGGUCCUUCCAGGGCUUCAAGGACCUCCUCCUGGACCACAGCAUCCACCGCCCGCCCUUCAGCGAGGGCAUCUUCACCCUGCGCGAGGCCCACGCCCUCAUGGCCUGGAUGCUCACGGCGUACUACCGCAACUACAAGCUCUACCAGUACGCCUUGACCACCGGCCGCACCUGCGACGUCACCUCGCGCACGGCCGGCGACGGCCUCGUCGAGUACCCCCCUGAGACCCCCCCCCUCGAGGAUGCCACUCCCAUGGAGGAGCACGAGGCCAAGCUCGCCGAGGAGCGCAAGGCGAAGGAGGAGGAGGAAACCGCGGCGGCGGAGGAGGCAGCGAAGGAGGCGGAGGAGCGGCGCGAGCGGGAGUUGAAGGAGGCGUACGACGGGUCGCUUCCAGAGGAGGUGCGGGACAAGGUGGCGGCGGUGCUGGAGGCGGAGAUGACGCGGAUGAAGACGGACAUAGAGGGGAGGAUCGCGAGCGAGACGGCGGCGCUGCAGGAGCGCCUGCAGGGGCUCGAGGCGCGGCUCUCUGCCAAGGGCAAGUGA
Messenger RNA from Pedinophyceae sp. YPF-701, 855 nucleotides. The record is from the annotation of a GenBank genome assembly. NCBI's taxonomy places the organism in Eukaryota, Viridiplantae, Chlorophyta, Pedinophyceae.